CCCAGGAAGGGAAGGGCAGACAUAUUCUCUGUCGAUGGCGUGGGCCGCGUGGCUUCGAGGCUUCCUGCCAGCCCUCCGUGGAUCCAGAAGAGAAGAGGGAAUAGAAGGGGAAGAAGCAGAUCAAAAAUGCAAGCUUGCGCUCUUUGCACCUCCAUGUUCAGGACGUCGAUGGUUACGAUGAAGAUUUCCGCCCCUCACGCUCUAAGUUUGUGCAGACGGGAUGCAAGAACAAUUCGGAUGAGGUCUCUUGUGUCUCAGUUUACACGUGGAGUAUCAAGAAGGGAAGUUGUCGGUGUUGCUGCUUUGAUUUUCUCUAACCCUGCUCUUUCAUUGCCGCUGCAAGAGGCAAAGGACUCUGAGAACAUCCGAAUCUCUAGGUACCGGAAGCUAGAGAGUGGUGUGAAAAUCCAAGAUAUCAUUGAAGGGGAAGGUCCAGAAGCACAUGAAGGAGAUCUUGUUGAAUUUAAUUAUGUUUGCCGAAGAUCGAACGGGUACUUUGUGCACAGCACAGUUGACCAAUUCAGUGGGGAGAGCAGUCCUGUGGUGCUUCCCCUCGAUGGUAAACAGAUUAUAGAGGGCCUUAAAGAUGUUAUAGUUGGCAUGAAAGCUGGAGGGAAACGUAGAGCUUUGAUUCCCCCAAAUGUUGGUUAUAUAAAUGAAAACCUAAAACCAAUACCUGAUGAGUUUGGUCCCCGGAGAAGUCUCUUGUCUCAUGCAAGCGAGCCAUUGGUUUUUGAGGUUCAGCUCUUGAAGGUGCUGUGAGAACCAAACUAUUAUUCAGACAACAGGUUGUGACCAGGGAAUUGCAUAAGGUAAUCUCAGAGAACCUGUAAGCUUAACUAAAUUGGUGUUUGUAGGUAUUAACAUUACAGUUCCUUUGACUGAUUUAUAUUUUGUUUAAUUCCACUGUAAUUUUCUGUAAUGAUUAAUAUCUCCUCCUGAAAGGUGUUUUUUAAAUUGUCAAUGAAAUUGUUGACUCUUAUCUUGUUGCAUACACUAAGUAAAUGAACUAGAAUAACGAUGAUAAUGUUAAAAAUUUAUAUUAUACAUUCUGAAGUUGUGAAUCACAAAGGUUUUCUAACACAAUGGAGGUAAAAGAAUAAUCUUUUGAUCAAAUUCAUUAAUUAGGUGGAAACCAAAUUAUAAUUAACAUAUCUUAAAAUAAUGGAUAAUAUGUCUAAAUUGCUUUGAUCUGGGCAUGACUUAGAGCUCCAUCAUUAGUUUGAUGAUUCAGAAAGGAUGAAUGAAAUAUCUCAGGAGGCUAAAUGAAAUGGUGUCUGAGAGGUGCCAUCACUGUUUUACUAACCUAACCCACCUUAGGUGAGUACUUUGUAGUAAAUGUUUGCAAGUACUCCUCUGAUGCCAAUACGAGCUACUUCAACAGUGAAAUCUUUUGGUUUGGUUUUGCUUCAACGCUAUGGAAACUAUUAUUCCUCAAAACCAAUGAGGGAGAUGUUUAGAGGAAUAAAAUGGUUCUCUUAGACUUUUGGCCUCUUUCGUCCAGACUUUCUUAGUUCAUCCUUUCUGUAAAACGACUUGGCUUCUGCCUUUUUCUCUUUUCUCUAAUUCUUCUUCCCACUUUGGCAAUGGCCUUGAGUCCCUCUGCCACCGCAUGUCAAUUAGCUUCAACUUAUGAUAGUCCAGCAAAUUAGCUCGUGUAGUAUGGAUUAAGUGAUUUUAAUCUGAAAAUUAAAAUUCAUUCAACACUCAACAAUAGGAACUCCCUCAGGAUGUAGGAGCGAGCAGUAUGUGGAGAAGAAAAGAAAAGCUCAGACCUAUGAUUGAAUCUCUAUGUUAAUCAUAUUUAUGUAUUUCAUGACUCUCAAAAUGGACCUCAUGUAAUAUUUAUUUUCCUUUUUGUUCCAAAAAUACUCAUUGAAAACUAACUAUUACAUGUUUGGAGAAUACAACAUUAGCAUUUUAAAGAUUGGUCUCUGAGUAUGUAUAAGUUGUGUCCCAGAUUUAUUCGAUAAGUGAAUCAGGAGGAAGAUCGUUUGCCUCUAGAAUUAGCUGGACAAACACCGAACACUCGGGUUAUAAAAAAAAAAUUACUGAGACUUC
Messenger RNA from Zingiber officinale, 2061 nucleotides. Its product is annotated as peptidyl-prolyl cis-trans isomerase FKBP16-1, chloroplastic. Gene Ontology annotation, molecular function: peptidyl-prolyl cis-trans isomerase activity. The record is from RefSeq and is a predicted model, not a curated record. The coding region runs from base 127 to 762 and encodes 211 amino acids. The transcript is spliced from 8 exons. Lineage: Eukaryota; Viridiplantae; Streptophyta; Magnoliopsida; Zingiberales; Zingiberaceae.